GAGAAACGUACGUUGGCGUUGGUAAUAAGCUUUAUCAGUUGAAACUUCCUGUUCUGUGACCUAUUGACCCUUUCCCGCGCUUAAAUUUGCACAUUGUGAAGAAAAAAAGAAAACAAUGGCAGAAGAAACAUCAUCAGAUCCAUUUUCCACAGCCACAAGUCCUUCUAGGGGUUCUAGAGGGAGAAGAAGUAGUCGUGGGGACCCACUGACUUCCAGUCCUGGACGAGAUUUACCUCCCUUUGAAGAUGAGAGUGAAAUGGAUGCUGGAGUUGCUGAGGAAGAGGCAGAUGGAGAAGAACUGUUUGGAGAUAACUUGGAACAAGAUUAUCGUCCUAUCCCUGCAUUGGAUGUUUAUGAUCAAGAAGGUCUCGAUGAGGGAGAUUUCUCUGACUUGUCUGAAUCACAACGAGCAGCUGCCGAAAGAGAAAUACGUCAGAGAGAGAAAGAAGAAGGUGUUUUGUAUGGUCGUAUGAGAAGGGGCUUGAUGUAUGAAGAAUCUGAUGAAGAAGAUGACGAAGCUCCAAGAAAGAGACGACGUGCAGAAAGGGCUGCUGAAGGAGAUGUGGAAGAAGAAGAGAUGAUAGAAAGUAUAGAGAAUUUAGAGGACAUGAAGGGUCAUUCUGUUCGGGAAUGGGUAUCAAUGUUAGGGCCUAAAACAGAAAUCAAGAAUAGAUUUAAAAACUUCCUGCGAACAUUUGUAGAUCAAAAAGGACACAAUGUGUAUAGAGAAAAGAUAAGACAAAUGGUAGAAGCAAACAAAGAAAGUUUGAUAGUUGAUUAUAAUAUGCUGGCCUCUGUAGAACAAGUAUUAGCAUACUUCUUACCAGAAGCUCCUGCUGAAAUGUUGACAAAUUUUGAUGAGGCUGGUACAGAGGUUGUAAUGAGUAUGUAUCCCAAUUAUGAUAAAAUUGUAAAAUCAAUCCAUGUUCGAAUAGCUGAACUUCCACUUAUAGAAGAAUUAAGAUCAUUAAGACAGUUGCAUUUGAAUCAGCUGAUACGUACCAGUGGUGUAGUAACAAGUUCAACAGGAGUCAUGCCCCAACUCAAUGUCAUUAAAUAUGAUUGUAACAAAUGUAACUUUCUGCUUGGACCAUUUUAUCAGUCACAGAGUCAAGAAAUCAAGCCUGGUUCUUGUCCUGAAUGUCAGUCAACUGGACCUUUUGAAAUCAAUAUGGAACAGACAUUAUAUAAGAAUUACCAAAGAAUAACAAUACAAGAAAGUCCUGGUAAAGUACCUGCUGGUAGACUUCCAAGAUCUAAAGAUGCUAUAUUACUGGAUGAUUUGGUAGACACAUGUAAACCGGGUGAUGAAAUAGAAUUGACUGGUAUCUACCAUAACAACUAUGAUGGCUCACUAAACACACAGAAUGGAUUUCCAGUAUUUGCCACAGUUAUACAGGCCAACUUCAUCACAAAGAAAGAUGACAAGCUGGCUGCAGCAAAUCUGACAGAUGAAGAUAUUAAAGCUGUUGUACAAUUAUCAAAGGAUGAAAGAAUAGGAGAAAGAAUAUUUGCAAGUAUAGCACCAUCUAUUUAUGGUCAUGAGGAAAUCAAACGUGCCAUAGCAUUAGCUGUUUUUGGUGGUGAACCUAAAAAUCCAGGAGGAAAACAUAAAGUGAGAGGGGAUGUUAACAUCUUAUGUUGUGGUGACCCAGGAACAGCCAAAUCACAGUUUCUUAAAUAUGUAGAAAAAACUGCUCAAAGAGUUGUAUUUACCACUGGACAGGGAGCCUCAGCUGUUGGUCUCACAGCAUAUGUCCAAAGGAAUCCAGUGUCCAGGGAAUGGACACUUGAAGCAGGUGCCUUGGUGUUAGCUGAUAAAGGAAUUUGUUUAAUUGAUGAGUUUGACAAGAUGAACGAUGCUGAUCGAACAAGUAUACACGAAGCCAUGGAACAACAGAGUAUAUCUAUCUCUAAAGCAGGCAUAGUUACCUCCCUUCAGGCUAGGUGUUGUAUUAUAGCUGCAGCUAAUCCUAUUGGUGGAAGAUAUGACCCAUCGUUGACCUUUGCUGAAAAUGUUGAUUUAACAGAGCCUAUUUUGUCCAGAUUCGAUGUUUUGUGUGUUGUUAGAGAUACAGUUGACCCAAUCCAGGAUGAAAGAUUGGCUAGAUUUGUAACAGGCAGUCACAUUAAACAUCAUCCUAAUGCAACAGAUGCUCAGGCAGAUGAAAAUUUGAAUCUCUUGAACACAAGUGCAUCAGUUGAGCCUCUACCUCAAGAUUUACUUAAGAAAUACAUUAUUUAUUGUAAAGACAAAGUUCAUCCAAAACUCCAUCAAAUGGACCAAGAUAAAGUUGCAAAGAUGUACUCAGAAUUGAGAAGAGAAUCAAUGGCUACAGGAAGUAUACCAAUCACUGUCAGACAUAUUGAGUCCAUGAUACGUUUAGCAGAGGGACAUGCUAAGAUGCACUUGAGAGAUUAUGUUAAUGAAGAUGAUGUUAACAUGGCCAUGAGAAUUAUGUUGGAAAGUUUCAUUAGUACACAAAAGUUCAGCAUCACAAGAACAAUGAGAAAGACAUUUAGCAGAUAUUUGACAUACAAGAAGGACAACAAUGAAUUGUUAUUGUUUAUUCUGAAACAAUUAGCUAUGGAUCAAAUGUCAUUCCAGAGGAACAGAUUUGGACUUGACCAAGAGACCAUAGAAAUUUCAGAAAAAGAUUUGGCAGAUAAGGCAAGACAAAUCAACAUCAGUAACCUGACAAAUUUCUACGAAAGUGAUAUAUUUAGAUCAAACAGGUUCAAUUUGGACAGAAAAAGAAAGAUGAUUGUCCAGACAGUGUAAAGUUCAAAGAUCAAUUUUUCAAAAGAUAUUGCAAAUACAUAUUUUGUAAGAUUUCAUAUUACUGACACUCCAUUCAGCAUAGUGCUCAUACUUAAUGUGUUCAGAUAAAAAAAUGUGUUCAAUAUAAAAAAUGUGAGUGUUGAUCUAUACACCUUUUUGUGUUUAUUGUGAAUGUAGAUUAUUACACCUUACUGUGUUCAUAUUUUGCAGACUUCACAUAUCUAACUUAGAAAGUAGUCAAUGUUUUGUAUGACAGCAGUUUAUUGAAGUAUAUCUCUUUAUCUUUUGAAAUAAAUGUUUACAUCAGGCUGCAGUCUUUGAAGUAACAAUUCACAAUAGAAAUUCCUAUAUAACUAGAAGUAAAUGAAAUCAGAAAUCAUGAGUUGCUCCUUAUCCAGGAUGUCCAGAACAAUGCAAUUCUCUCCACUUGUGGUCUGAUAAAUCAUUCUGUUGUAGGACUUUAAAAAAACUUAAGAUUAUGUCCAAUUCCUGAAAUUUAUGUGGCAAAUAAUAAAAGGAUAUCCAAAAUUCUCCUUGAACCAAUGUGAGGAAAUUUGCAUAAAAAAUGAACCUUCAGUCUCAUGUGCUAAAAUCACAUCAUUGUUCAUCUAGAAGAUUUAGACUUGUGCUAUACAUAUAGUAAUACUUGCUUGAAGACAGAAAUUCUGAAUUCACACAAUCUGUAUAAAUCAUACUUAAACCAAGGCUGUGAGGCAAUGUCAAUUUUAAAUUAAAAAAAAUGUAAUGAUCAAUUUCAGGAUUUUUGUGUUAUGCAGGUUUUACUCCAAGAUGCACAGAAAUAUUUUAUAUUAUACAAUUAAAUUAUUUUCUAUUGAAAUUUUUACAGAUGUAGUUUUAUAUUAGAUACUGUUGACUAUGAAACAGACUAAUUUUGUAUAUUUGUAAUGUUUUGUGCCAAUGCCAUUUGAUGUAUUGUUCUUAAUCUGUAAUAUAAAGCAUGAGACAUUGAUUCACCUUAUCAUGAAAUAAAAAA
Molecule: messenger RNA, 3776 nt
Organism: Mytilus trossulus (common blue mussel)
Lineage: Eukaryota; Metazoa; Mollusca; Bivalvia; Mytilida; Mytilidae
Product: DNA replication licensing factor mcm2-like
Exons: 18
Coding region: 116-2782 (888 amino acids)
Biological process (GO): double-strand break repair via break-induced replication; DNA replication; mitotic DNA replication initiation
Cellular component (GO): nucleus; MCM complex
Molecular function (GO): single-stranded DNA binding; 3'-5' DNA helicase activity; single-stranded DNA helicase activity
Source: RefSeq, a predicted model, not a curated record